CGUGCCCUCGGCCCAGCCCCUUCCCCCCCGCCAGCCGGGAGCCGCGCAGAGGAAGGGAGCAAGCCGCCCUACUCCCAGCCCGGCGUUGCGGCGCUGAGGGCCGUCCCGCCCGCUGCGGCCGCCCAAUGGGAGCGGCGGAUGUUAGCGGGCCGGGAGGUGGCGGCGUUGCCACAGCAGCGGCGGCGGAGCGGGGCUGGGUUGGGCGCUGGCGGUCGGGACGCGCCAUGGAAGGGCUGGAAGGUGAGAUUGCAGUGCAAACUGGAGAUCUGUUGCCAUGUAGGAUUUGUGGAAGGACUUUCUUUCCAGCAGCACUGAAAAAACAUGGACCCAUUUGCCAAAAAACUUCUGCCAAGAAAAGGAAGACAUUCGAUUCCAGCCGACAGAGAGCAGAAGGAACUGACAUUCCCACAGUAAAACCUCUUAAGCCACGGCCAGAACCCCCCAAAAAGCCAUCCAAUUGGAGACGGAAGCAUGAGGAAUUCAUAGCAACUAUACGAGCAGCCAAAGGACUUAAUCUUAAAGAUGGUGGAAAACUUCCUCCACCACCUCCGCCAUCAUAUGACCCUGAUUACAUUCAAUGUCCAUAUUGUCAGAGGAGAUUUAAUGAAAAUGCAGCUGACAGGCACAUCAAUUUCUGUAAGGAACAAGCAGCACGUAUUACCAAUAAAGGGAAACUGGCAGCUGAUACCAAAGGGAAGGUUCCUACUCGAACACAGUACAAGCCCGCUGCAGUUAAGAAGAUGCCUUCUACAGUGUCAACACCACCGUCGUCAUCAUCACGUCUACCGCUGCCAAGUGGUGUUAGCAAAGCAGUUGUAGGUUCCUCUUCAAGUAAAGCAUUGUCUUCAGCUGGAUCUGGUGGCAGCAAAAUUCAGUCAUUAUCACCAGCUCAUAAAAACUCAUUGGGAAUGGUGAACCCACAAGCAGGUAGUAAGAUGGACAAGUUAGGCCCACCACUGCGAACUGGAAGAGAUGUGCAAAGGUUUUAUGACACUGAUAGAAAAACAGACAGUACCAUCAAAAGACCAAAUGAAUUGUUGCCUAUAAAGAAAGGUGCAACAAAAACACGGAUGUCAACCCCUCCUAGUGUGGCAAGAACUAUGAGUACGGGUGCUCUAUCAAACAAAAAGAAAACUAGUAAUUCAGACAGUUACUCAAGGUCUGAUGGUAAAAUUGGGAAUGACACUGCUGACUACCUAUCCUCAGUCAACGGAGGAAGUUCAAAAAACAGUGAAGGAAAUUCAACUGUACAGUUAUCUAAAUUUUGCCAUGAGUGUGGAACAAGGUAUCCAGUGGAAUGGGCAAAGUUCUGCUGUGAGUGUGGAAUUCGAAGAAUGGUUGUAUGAAUGCAUUCUUAAAAUCACAGUGAAAAGGAGAUCCUGAAAGCAUCUGCUAUGUGCUGCUGCAUGGAAAGCUAAAACACUCCUUCAAGUUAGGCUUCAUGCUGCAAACAUGUUGAAACAUUAUAAUUUUCUGAGUGCAAUCUGCUGGUUACGUAGUAAUUUAUAUAUAAAUGUGCAUACUGUAUAUAGAAGUAACAGGUACCUAAAACUGUGCCAUUUGAGGAAAUACUCUUUAAUCUCAGUUGGAAAUAUUUUAAAUUAGGUUAAAAAUGUGUUAAGUAACUUAAGUAGUGGAAGUGGUUCAGUGUUACUUUUCUUAUAUAAUUCUAUAGAAUUUAUUUAAGUCACUUACCCAUAGGGAACUAGCCAUGAAGAACUUCUGAAUCAAAAGUUUCUCUGUGGAGGCAUUUCCUUCUUAGGUGAUAGUAACUAGAUGCUAUCUAUGUUGUAAGUGAAAACAACAUGAGCAACUCCCUAUAAAUUCCUUGUUACAAGUGCAGAAAACUGGAGCCCAUUACCCUCUUUACUGUAAUACCCUAACUGAAAUUUCCUGUUACUUGCAGGAAUUUUUUUAAUGAUUCAAAUAGGAAGAAGUCUGAAAAUUCCAGUCUAAGAAAAUCAAAAGUUGUGGUUGUUGCUGUGCCCAUUCUGUUUUUGAAUAAGAACUUGUUAAUGUUUUAUGUAUUUAUAAGGACAAAUGUGUUAUUUUAAUCAGUUACUUUUAUUCAUAAAUACUUUUCUUCUUCUCCCUGUGCUCUCCACCAUGGCUAGCAUAUGCAAAAGCCCUCUUUACUUUUGUCCUUAAGGCUUGCAAAUGCCCUAUUUUUCUCUUUCCUCAUCUCCUGAAGGGGACUCUAUUAUAACUGUACCUGAAUGUUGAACGUAUUUUAAAAAACAACCUUCUUAUUGUGUCCAGUACAAAAAGAGUUCCAUAAAAAUGUGUACUAUUAGAAAAGUAGAAAUUAAGUAGUUACUGUUUUUUAUACUUAUUCCUGUGCAAAUAGGUUCAGGUUCAGAGUUCGUAUGUUUACAGCUCUACAUGUGUUUUUUGUGGUGGAUUUUCUUCUGUUUGUUUUUUUUUUCUUCCCCUUCCCAGUUCUUGGUAUUCAUAGGCUCUGAACAGCAGCCUCAUAAAGUUUGUAACAGUCUUCAUGCGAGUUCAUUGGUGUGAAGUGUCAGGACCUGUAAGCUGUUCCUUUUUUGGUGGUGGUUUUGGUUUUUGUUUAUUUUUUAAACAAUGCAAUCUACUAAAACCAUUCACAAGCUGAAUCACUUGUGUCUGAAUGUAGUGAUUUGUUAAAGUUUUAUUUUGAAGUACUGCUACUGUCUUAUUGGAAGAACAAUCUGGAAGGACUUAAUUGUGCCUUUACCACAGUACACUUUUUUUUUUUUUGUCAAAAAUGGUUACUUUCAACU
Molecule: messenger RNA, 2759 nt
Organism: Phasianus colchicus (ring-necked pheasant)
Lineage: Eukaryota; Metazoa; Chordata; Aves; Galliformes; Phasianidae
Gene: ZC2HC1A
Product: zinc finger C2HC-type containing 1A
Source: RefSeq, a predicted model, not a curated record